This is a messenger RNA of Anolis carolinensis (green anole), 2703 nucleotides long. RefSeq names its product radical S-adenosyl methionine domain containing 1 (gene rsad1). Gene Ontology annotation, molecular function: coproporphyrinogen oxidase activity; 4 iron, 4 sulfur cluster binding. Gene Ontology annotation, cellular component: cytoplasm; mitochondrion. NCBI's taxonomy places the organism in Eukaryota, Metazoa, Chordata, Lepidosauria, Squamata, Anolidae. The transcript is spliced from 9 exons. Bases 869 to 2353 code for a protein of 494 amino acids. The record is from RefSeq and is a predicted model, not a curated record. Gene Ontology annotation, biological process: porphyrin-containing compound biosynthetic process.
UUGUUGAAGACUUUUAUGGCCGCAAUCACUGUUGCUGUGUUUCUCGGGCUGUAUGGCCUUGUUCCAGAAGCAUUCCCUCCUGAAGUUUUGCCCACAUCUAUGGCAGGCAUUCUUAGAGGUUGUGAAUAUAUUGAAAACUAGGCAAGGGAAGUUUAUAUAUUGGUGGAAUGCCCAGGAUGGGAGAAAAAACUGUUGUCUGCCUGAGGCAAGUGCGAAUGUUUUAAUUGGUCACCUUGAUUAGCAUUGAAUAGCCUGGCAGCAUCAAAGCCUGGCUGAUUCCUGCCUGGGGGAAUCCUUUGUUGGGAGGUGUUAGCGGGCCCUGAUUGUUUCAUUUCUGAAAUUCCUGUUUUCAGAGUGUUGUUCUUUAUUUACUGUUUAUUUAAAGUUUUUUUUUUCAUACUGGUAGCCAGAUUGUGUUCAUUUUCAUGGUCUCCUCCUUUCUGUUGAAAUUGUCCACAUGCUUGUGGAGUUCAGUGGCGUCUCUACGAAGCCUAACAUGGAGGUUGUGCAAGUGGUCCAGCAUUUCUGUUCUCAAAUCAUAUGCUGCGUCCAAGUUGGUUCAUCAAGUGCUCUGCCAUGGCUAACGUCUCCGGUCGAGCUAGUCUGCAGUGCCUUUUAUGUUCCUUGAUUCGUGUUUGGUGAAUCCACCUUUGAGGAUGCCUGCCAUAGAUGUAGGCGAAACGUCGGGAGAGAAUGCUUCUGGAAUAUGGCCAUUCAGCCCGGAAAACACACAGCAACCCACUCUUCAGCCUUUGAUGGCCCGCCAAACUAGUACUACAACUCCCAGGGUUCCAUAGCAUUGAGCCAUGGCAGUUACAGUGGGAUCUAACUGCAUGACUUCGAUAACGUCGAUGAGCCAGGGCACAGAAUGCUGAGGAAGGAGAUCUACGCAUGCUCGGCAGGCUGCCCCUUUUCUUGGCCUGCCACUCACACCGGCGGCGCCUGCGGCCUGCUCUCCUCCCCUCUCUCCCCUAGCGGGCCUUUUCGCCGCUUCUUCCGGCCAGUGAGCAAGCGACAAGACAUGGGCCGCCUCCUGGUGAAGGCGCUCCCUGCGACGGGUCUCCUGCGGAGAAUUCGGCCACCGGCCAGAGACCCCGCCUUCCGCGGUGUCACUCAAGCGCCCCGUCAAGACUCAGAGGCACAAGCAGCCCUCUACCUCCAUUGGCCAUAUUGUGAGAAACGUUGCAGCUACUGUAACUUCAACAAGUACAUCCCACGAAACAUUGAUGAGUCCAGAAUGAGGAAUUGCCUCAUUCAGGAGGCAAGAACUUUGAUUCAAUUCAGCCAAGUCCAGAGAAUCACAUCUGUGUACUUUGGUGGGGGAACACCAAGCUUGGCCAGUCCACUCACCAUUGCAGCUGUCUUGGAUGCCAUCUCCCGUGAUGUCUUUGUAGCAGAAGGCACUGAGAUUACACUGGAAGCCAAUCCCACUUCAGCAGAUGCCUUAUGCCUUGCAGAAUUCCAGAAAGCGGGUGUCAAUCGGCUUUCUGUUGGCAUCCAGUCCCUUAAUGAUGCAGAACUCCAGCUGCUUGGAAGGAACCAUUCAGUUUAUGACGCUCUGAGAACUUUAGAAGAAGCCAAGAAACUCUUUCCAGGCCGUAUAUCUGUUGAUCUCAUCUUUGGCCUCCCAGACCAAACCACUGCCUCUUGGGUUCAAGAUUUGGAGGCGUUGCUUGCAAUGUGUGAUGACCACAUUUCUCUCUACCAGCUGACAUUGGAGAGGGGUACUUCACUCUUCAAACAGGUCCAUCAGGGCUUUUUGCCCCUGCCUGAUCCAGACAUUGUAUCAGAAAUGUAUGAGUGUGCAAGAAACAUCCUGCAGAACGCAGAUUUUCAUCAGUACGAGGUUUCCAACUUUGCUCGGAAUGGAGCACUUAGUACUCACAACCUGUCUUACUGGCGAGGCAGUCAAUAUAUUGGAGUGGGACCAGGAGCCCAUGGAAGAUUUGUGCCAUGGGGAAAUGGAAAAGUCUAUCGAGAAGCAAGAAUACAAACUCUGGAGCCAGAUAUAUGGAUGAAGGAAGUAUUGGCCUUUGGUCAUGGGACCCGGAAGCAGACUCCACUCACCCGGCUGGAAAUAUUGGAGGAAGUUCUGAUGCUGGGACUCCGCAUGGAUGUAGGAAUCACACACCAGCACUGGCUCCAGUUUGCUCCUGACCUCAAUCUAUGGGAUGUGUUUGGGCAAUCAGAGGAGGUGCAGGAGCUGGAGGCACAUGGCUUAAUGAUUCUGGAUGACAGAGGACUUAGAUGUUCUUGGAAAGGCCUUGCAGUACUAGAUUCUCUCCUGCUGACACUUCUUAACCAGCUCCAGCAGGCCUGGGCCAUAAGAGACAAAAUAUUCAGUGAGACUUGAAGUCCUCAUACAGUAUUUAGCUGACAUAAGCAGAAGUCAAAGGUCUUCUUAAGUUGGAGGCUGGAGAAUGUGCAGAUAUUCCCAGUCUGGAAGGAUGUUCUAAUGCAGAGGUCCGAAUCCAGAGGAGAAGUGCUGUCCCUGAAAGAAAACUGGUGAAUUAACCACAUCCUCCUGUUACUGAGUGCAAGACUCCGUGAAUCUGUUUUUGCAUCUCUGUGCUUCUUCUCUUUGAACAAAGAUGGAAGACAGUAUGGAUUUGUUUGGGCUUUUUGGAGGGGAAGGGGCUCUGUGGGACGUCAUGCAAGAAAUAAAUGAAGCUUGGCAUGUCUUAAGGCAAGGUGAUGAAUUGA